This is a messenger RNA of Papilio machaon (common yellow swallowtail), 1615 nucleotides long. Its product is annotated as protein psiQ. Lineage: Eukaryota; Metazoa; Arthropoda; Insecta; Lepidoptera; Papilionidae. Gene Ontology annotation, molecular function: peptidase inhibitor activity. Bases 401 to 1615 code for a protein of 404 amino acids. The transcript has 4 exons. The record is from RefSeq and is a predicted model, not a curated record.
UUGCCUAUUAACAGACUGUUCAACGAAUUUAGAAUUAAAAAGUGCAAACUACAGCGGACAGUGUAAUCCAGACGAAGUAGUACCGGUUUGCGUGGAAUGCUUUUGUCUCCAAAACGGUUCGACCGAUGGAAAAUACUGCUCAAGAGCUUGUAAUUAUCAGAGUAAAUUUAAAGUCUUGGAGAGAGUUUUAACAGAAAGUAUACAAACGCAAAACCUUAUAAAGAAAUCGGAUUUAAAAAUAAUACCAUCACAAUCUUGCAAACCCAAUUCUGUAUAUUUUGAUGAAGGCAAAUACUGUAUUUGUUCUACGUCUGCUACAAAUCUUAAACUAUGCAAAUCAUUUAAUGAUACGAAACCAUUCAGAACAUUACCAGAAAAUCAAAUUAAUUACAAUGUCAACAUGCCAUGUCAGCCUAAUACGUUUGUAGACUUCGAUUGUAAUUCGUGCUAUUGUUCUAAGAAAGGUAAAAUUGAUCCGAAAUGGUGCACUUAUGAUGAUUGCAAUGCCAAAAGAUCGAUUCAAGAAUCACACAAACGACCAAAUCUAUUCACGGCCGAUACUUUGUCGGAAGCGUGCACACCAGGAUCGAUUUCUAAAGACAAAUGCAACUUCUGCAUUUGUCCUGAAAGCGGUUUAUCAAAAGAGAAAGCUUGCACUAAAAAUUAUUGUUCUGAUACAGCCAAUAAUCAAAAUAAUGUCAAAUUUACCUGCGAACCUUUAGCUUACUAUGAAGUGGACUGCAACGUUUGCUACUGUCCAAGCGAUGGACUCAAAAAUGUAGCGAAAUGCACCAAAAAUAUAUGCGAGAAAAGUUACCUACGUUCAGACAGCUGUUCCUCUGGACAACUCUUCAGUGAAAUGUGCAAUGUUUGUCUCUGUCCACCAAAUGGAAAUAAAAAUGAUAGAGUGUGUACAAACCACACAUGUCCUGAGGUAGCAUCGUGGCCUAGUUUUGAAUUAUCUGAAAAUCUUCUAGAGGACAGAUUCACUAGCGAUACUAAAAGAAGUCUCGAUUUGUGUUUUCCUGGUGAACAAUAUAUAGACGGAUGUAAGCAAUGUGUAUGUCCCGAGAUGGGAUUGAAAAUGUAUGCUGAAUGUGAUGCUUCGCAAUGUACUGAUAAAAAUCAAAUGCAAUCUGUUACAGAACAACAACAUAAAAGAGGAGGUCGACAUUUUCGAAUCCGUCGUGACAUGCCGUGUCAUCAUUACAACCAAACGGAGCCUCAGAAAGAGUGUACUCCUGGAUCCAUGUAUAUUAUCAAAUGCCAAAUGUGUAUCUGCCCAUAUAUGGGCAGUAUAAUGCAUUUUUGUCGACCACUCAAGAACAUGUACUGCGAACAGCCAUUCCCCAAUGUGUUUUACGAACCUAUGGGACGGCGGCAUACUAAUGAUAGUUCAGAAGUCAAUACCGGAGAAACAACUACGAUGGAGUCAAGUCAUCAACACACCAAGUAUCAAUGUGACAAAGUGGGUCAUAUAAUGGAUUCAUGUUACAUCUGCGAAUGUGAGGAGAAUCAUCAGUUAAUUGAAGAAAACUGCUUCAAAAAUCAAGGUGAUAACUGUACCGACAUUCGACCAUCAUUCUUAAUUGGCAAUAAAGCGGUUAUAUUGUAA